GCUCGUUUUUUCGCUCAGAACAUCAUCAUCGUAACUGCGGGAGGCCCAGUCGUCCCAAGUUGCACUGGGGAAUAUACAUUUUGAUUUCGUUUUUCCCGGAGUGAAACCGGCCCUGAAAAGUUUCCCCGGUAGUGCAAGAGUGACCCACUGCUGGAGCACCGUAAAAUUCGUCCCGUUCGAACAGGAUAAGCGCGUGAAAAGUUCGAUUAAAAUUUGUUGGACGUUUUUUUUUUCUUUUCCUGUGUGCAUCGCAUACAAAGUUACUUUACUUGAGGUGCACUCCGUAGGUGUCUUCUUCCUAGUGGCUUGCAGGAGGAAGUAUCAAAUUUAGUGUUUUAUUGAUUUGUCGAAUUCGAGAAAAUGAGAAGCCGCAGCAAUUCGGGCGUCCGGCUGGACUAUUACCAGCGGAUCGUCCAUCGUCUGAUCAUGUCCCAUCAGCAGCCGGUCACCGGUUUAUUCCCCGCCAGCCCACAAACACAGCACGCCUGGAUUCGUGACAAUGUCUACUGCAUCUUGGCCGUAUGGGGCUUGUCGAUGGCAUACAAGAAGAUUGCCGAUCAGGACGAGGACCGUGCCAAGGCGUACGAGCUGGAGCAGUGCUGUGUGAAACUGAUGCGGGGUCUCCUGAUGGCCAUGAUGAACCAGAAGGACAAGGUCGAACGGUUCAAGACGACUCAGAAUCCGUUGGAUUCCUUGCAUGCCAAGUAUUCGAGCAAGAACGGCCAGCCCGUGGUGGGCGACGAAGAGUGGGGUCACUUGCAGAUUGAUGCCAUUUCGUUGUAUUUGCUGAUUUUGGCUCAGAUGACUGCUUCUGGGCUGCAGAUCGUGUUUUCGCUAGAUGAGGUGUCUUUUAUUCAGAAUUUAGUAUUCUACAUUGAGUCGGCUUACUGUAUUCCGGAUUAUGGCAUCUGGGAGCGUGGUGAUAAGUCGAACCAUGGUCAGACGGAACUGAAUGCCAGUUCGAUCGGGAUGGCCAAAGCGGCUCUGGAGGCUAUGAAUGAGCUGGAUCUGUUUGGAGCCCGUGGCGGUUCCGGAAGUGUGAUUCAUGUGCUGGCAGAUGAGGCUCACAAGUGUCAAGCGGUGCUGCAGUCGAUGCUGCCAAGGGAAUCGAACAGCAAAGAGUUGGAUGCUGGACUGCUGUCGGUGAUUGGAUUUCCUGCCUUUGCUUGCGAUGAUCCGCAGCUGAUUGAAUCGACUCAGGAUGCGAUUGUGACUCGGCUUCAGGGACGGUUCGGUUGCAAACGCUUCCUUCGCGAUGGUUACAAGACUCCGAAGGAGGAUAAUACCCGGCUGUACUACGAGCGCUGGGAGCUGCGAAUGUUUGAGAAUAUCGAGUGCGAAUGGCCUCUGUUCUUUUGCUAUUUGAUUCUGAACAAGGAGUUCCAGAACGAUAAGGAUUCCGUGUCCGAGUAUUCGAUGAAGUUGGAGGAAAUUCUGGUCAAAACCGAGGAAGGCAUGCGAUUGGUGCCGGAGUUGUACGCAGUGCCGGGAGAGGUGGUUGCGGCCGAGUAUAAAAAUCCGGGUUCACAACAAAGGAUGGUCGUCGGACGGUGCCCCUUCCUCUGGGGUCAAUCGUUGUACAUUUUGGGCAAAUUACUUCAGGAGGGGUUUUUGGCGGUUGGUGAAUUGGAUCCACUGAAUCGUCGACUGGGCGCGCAGAAGAAACCGGACGUGGUAGUCCAGGUGGUCAUCCUGGCCGAGGACAACGAUAUCCGAGAUAAGCUGGCCGAGCAUGGCAUUCACGUGCAAACCAUCGCCGACGUUGCCCCGAUCGAAGUCCAACCGGCUAGAGUUCUCAGCCAUCUGUACACCUAUCUGGGUCGGAAUAAGAAACUCGGCCUAAGCGGUCGUAAAUCCCGGGACGUCGGUAUCCUCAGUACCAGCAAGCUGUACUCGCUCAAGGACCGCAUCUUUGCCUUCACUCCCCAGAUCUUUGACCAUGACGAGUACUAUAUGUCGCGCGAUCCAUCAUUGCUGGUCAGCAAUUUCAUGGACAUACUCGCGUUCCUCAGCAUUAGCUGGCACCAUCUGCUUGGUCGACCGACGAUCACACUGACGGCCACCAACUGGCUCGUAGAAAACAACAAAGUCCCACUGGCUAUGGUCCAGACGAUGAAGAAACUCAAAUCCGGCUACAUCAACGGUACCCGUGUGAUUCUGGGUAAUCUGGGCGAUUUCAUCAACACCUCUGCCAUCACCGAUCUUAGCUUCCUGGGCAGCCAGGAGGAUGGCUAUCCGGAUAAACUCAAUCCCGCCGUGCAAGCCUAUUUGGAUGAACAUUUGCUGCGGUCAUUCAGCCACCGUACGUCCACUACCUCGAUCCGCUCGUCUGGACUGCGACCGAAGAACCUACGCCGCCGGAUGUCCGUCAAAGGUGCCAUCAAAAAGACACGUUCGAUCAAUGUCGACUCGGAAACCUUGGGUAUGGAGGGUAACGUAACCGAGCGCCGUUUGUCCCACUCGGUGACGCCUCAGUGGCUGGAACCGAACCAGUCCGGAACGGUGACGCAGCCCGGAACGGUGCGGGAUCCGUCGCCGAAUCAGCUAAGCCGCUUUAGCGAGCAGCGAGUGUCCAUGGACGAAACCAAGAAGUUGCACAUCCAAACCUCGGCCACGAAUGCUACUCCCAAGAUUCAAGUGCAGCCACUGCCCAGACACCGUCCGGCCACGGAGACGAACUUCGAGAAUACCGAAGUCGAAGAGCUGAUUGCCAUGCUGCGUGAGACGGAGAGCCUCGAGGAGCAAGGUGACAUCCUGCAGCAUCUGGUCGACACUCAGGGACUUGAUUUCAACACCGAGCUGGUCAGCAGCACUAAUGACGAUUCUCAACCACAAGGCAUGCUAGAGGAGGGCCGUGUCGUCACGGUUCGCGGACUGCUGAAGGGACUGUACGAGAAGGCCUGCCAGCAGAAGAUGUGGGGUCUGGUGCGUCACACGGCCGGAAUGCUCGGCAAGAGGGUCGAAGAUCUGGCCAAGGCCGUCACCGAUUUGCUCGUCCGACAGAAGCAGGUUACAGUCGGAAUGCCACCGAACAGUGAGUACACCAUCACUGCACCCCUACCGGAAACGGAACUUCGCACAUUGAUUCACGAAGCGUACGGAGACGACGAAAGUACGGCAAUGUUGACUCAGGAAUUGCUCGUCUAUUUGGCCAUGUUCAUCCGAACGGAGCCCCAGCUGUUCCACGAGAUGCUUCGACUGCGCGUCGGUCUCAUCAUUCAGGUUAUGGCCAAGGAACUGUCACGCACCUUGAACUGCGAUGGAGAGCAAGCUUCCGAACAUCUGCUGAACUUGUCUCCGUUUGAGAUGAAGAACCUUUUGCAUCACAUACUCAGCGGUAAGGAAUUCGCAAUCAACAGCGUAGCUCGGGGCAAUAUCUCGAUCGUGAGUUGCAAAUCGAGUCGUGUCAGCAAGAAGAGUCAGAUUGGACUGGGUAAGGAACCGGAAGAAGCGGAGAGUUCGAUGAUUGACGAUCGUCAAGGUCAGUGGUUGAGACGACGUCGGUUGGAUGGAGCACUGAACAGAGUGCCGCGGGAUUUCUAUCCGCGGGUUUGGACGGUGCUGGAACGUUGCCAGGGAUUGGCCAUUGAGGGUCGAAUUUUGCCGCAGAGUCUCACACAGGAGAUGACACCGAACGAGCUUAAGUUUGCACUGGAAGUCGAAACCGCCCUCAACACUAUCCCGCAGCCCGAGUAUCGUCAGUUGGUGGUAGAAGCCCUGAUGGUCCUGACCUUGGUAACCGAACAUAACAUCAUUGCCUCGCUAGGGGACAUAAUCUACGUGGAACAUCUGGUUCACAAGGCAAACCAACUGUUCCUGGAGGAUCAACGGCAAACCCGCGGCGAUGCAAUGCUUUGUUGCGCGAAGAACAAGGACAUCCGGGAAACGACCACCGCCGGACUGUUGCUCUGCGGAGGAGCGGCGUACAUUUGCCAGCACUUGUACGACAGCGCUCCCAGCGGCAGCUUUGGAACGAUGACGUACAUUGCGAGGGCGGUCGCUUCGGUGCUAGAGGGAUUACCCAAACAGGGCGACAUGGAUUGUACAAUCUCAUAAGGAGCGGAAAUGCUCUUCUCACGUUCUAGGUGUCUCAUACUAUCUCUAUCCUACCGAGAGGAUCUGUAAGUGAAUGUGCUUAAAACUACUUAUAACUCUACUAGAAAGGCAUGAAAGGCGUAGCUAAAAACCCGUUUGUUCUAUAAUGUAGGAAUUAUUGAAUUAUUAGGAACGAAAGUAGCUAGAUUACAAGAAGGAGUCACUACAGACUACAGCGAAUAGCCCACAGGAAGGAUAACCAAUUGCAUGACAAACCAACAACAAAUAAAACAAGAAAAACACAUGAUUCACGAUCUUUUUGGGGCAAACCACCUACUUCAGCAAUCUACUUUACCUACUUACAUUUUUUUAUAUAUAUACAAUUUUAUUUAUUAGUCAAACUGUUAUUGGCUUUCCUUAGUGAUAGGUUUAUAUAUUUUGAAAAAGAAAGAGAAAAACGAGUAUUGUUUUCAUAUCAUUAUUAUACAAGAAAAAAAUUGAGCAAUAAUUGUGCUAUUAGGUUCCAUUUCCGAACGCAAACGAUCCGAGACAAACACCCAUUUUUCGUUUGAACCGUAUUUUCCAUACAAAAAAAAACUUUUUUUGUUUGUAUGGAAAAUACGGUUCGAACGAAAACAAGAGUAUGGGUGGAAAAUGAAAAUAAACGAAACGCGAUUUUGGCGCGGUACACAAAUUACGUAAUGCAAACAAUUCGGAUUUUGGUCUCUGUCUUGCCUUGACUCCCCUCUCUAAAAUUACAAGGGGCGCGUGAAUUUAUUUAACAGCAAAAUUUUCUUUUUCGAUUUUGUAAUUUGUUUUUCACUUUGGACUAUCUGUUACGAAACAUGUGUCAUUACCCCCUCCCCUCUGUGUAACAAUACUCCCUCCCCAUCCCAUCAUGUGCUACGUAAUUUGUGCACGCAGCCUUCGCGAACGAGACAAUUGAAUGAUAUCGAUAGAUUAUUAUAAUUAUUAUUAUUAUUAUUAUUAUUAUUAAGAUUAUAUCAUUCUAUCUAUUACACCUUAUACAAGCAAUUACAUCUUUACUGGAAACUCAAGCAAAAUCCAUAAAUCCCAUGAGAAUAGCACGAAAAAAUGUUGACAUA
Ochlerotatus camptorhynchus is the source of this 5141-nucleotide messenger RNA. RefSeq names its product probable phosphorylase b kinase regulatory subunit alpha. The record is from RefSeq and is a predicted model, not a curated record. Gene Ontology annotation, molecular function: calmodulin binding. Gene Ontology annotation, cellular component: phosphorylase kinase complex. The transcript has 11 exons. NCBI's taxonomy places the organism in Eukaryota, Metazoa, Arthropoda, Insecta, Diptera, Culicidae. Gene Ontology annotation, biological process: glycogen metabolic process. The coding region runs from base 361 to 4056 and encodes 1231 amino acids.